CCGUACACUGCGCACUGCUUCACUUCGGAAAUCAACCAAAUGAACCCCAACAAGCAGACCCAGUGACCCAAUCAUUAUUGGAUUCUACGUUCUGGAAUUCAACACAGACGAUCAAGGUUCCGUUUUUAUUGUCAUCUAAGAACAUGACGGAGGUGAAAGAUGACCGGAGAUUCCAUAAUCUAACACAGGAGCAAGUGGACACGCUGGAUCAGGUUCUUACAGAAGUCAUUCCCAUUCAUGGAAGGGGCAACUUCCCUACUCUGGAAAUUAAGCCCAAGGAUAUUAUCCAUGUUGUCAGAGAUAGGCUGAUUUCCAAGAAAAUCAAGGUGAGGGAUGUGCGUCUCAAUGGCUCCACAGCAAGCCAUGUACUAGUCAAAGAGAAUGGCACUAGUUAUAAGGACUUAGAUAUUAUCUUUGGUGUGGAACUUCCUAAACAGGAAGAUUUCCAGAUCAUAAAAGAAGUGGUCCUGGGUUGUCUUCUGGACUUUCUACCACAAGGAGUGAACAAGGAUAAAAUUACGGCUCUCACCAUGAAGGAGGCCUAUGUGCAGAAGAUGGUCAAAGUCUUCACUGAACAUGACCGAUGGAGUCUUAUCUCACUCUCCAACAAUAGUGGUAAGAAUGUGGAGCUCAAGUUUGUCAGCUCUCUGCGUCGGCAGUUUGAAUUCAGCGUAGACUCCUUCCAGAUCAUCCUGGACACUAUGUUGGAGUCCUACCUUGAGGCUGAGCGAAAGGAAGCUGCACAACGCAAAGGGAAAGAACAGGAUGUUUUCAAGAUUCAAAGCACUGGCCCUCAGAUAGGUAUAUUACAUGAGCAGUCCAUGUCUGCUGGUACAGAAAGCCACAGUAAAACAGACAUUGAUAUGACAGGUGAAACAAUAGACAUACCCAGUUUGCGUGAAUGUGCAUGCCACAGUGAAAUAGAAAUGACAGAGGACCAAUAUGAGCCUUCCACAAAAGAAACUACACUUGAAGUGAUCCAUAAAGAGACUGAAGAGCUGAGUGAAUCUAUAACUAUGCCUGAAACUGCUGAAGAAAUAUCAGAACAGUCUGACACAACCAUUCUUAUGAAACAAACAGUUGAGAAUAAUGAAAAUAAUUUUGUUUGCAAAAAGAAAGAAAAGGAAAUGCUGGAAGAUAAUUCAGAAGGGGUCAGUACUGGUUUACAUGUUGAAAGUGAACAGGUGAUCAGUGAAGAAAAUAAAGACACCAAUGAAAGUGACGCGCAGCUCCCAGACCCUCAGACAAAUGUACUGAUGGAGGAAUCUAAAGAGCUUGAAAGCAUGUUGUCUCCAGAGACAGUCCCUGUGGAAUAUGCCCAUAAAACAGAGCAUGCAGACCUUCCAUGUGAGCCAGUGCAGACUACAGAAAAAACAACCGAACCUAUGACACUCACUGAACAGUGCACAUACCAGCCUCUUCCUCCUCCUACCAGCAUUAUUACACAAACAACAGUAGAUACAAACAAUGAAUACCCUUUACCACCUCCUGCCAAAAAAACAAGUCGAAGUUCACACAUGAUCGUUCUUAAACAUUCCUCACCAAAACCUCCCAGGAAAAUGUCUAAAAAGGUUACAUGUAUACCACACUCAGCAGAAAAAUCUUUAUCAAAAGUCUCAAAAGUUCAAUCUUGUCAGCUUGUCAGCCAUUCAAUUAAUGGAGGUGACCCAAAUGAACCAAUGCCUAUGCAAGUUGAAUUGCCUAGUCUUACCACAAACUGCUUAGAGUCAUUAGCCAGUGCCUCACAUGACAAUGAGACUCUGUUUAGAAUAUUGGACAUUUCCACCCCAGCCUUUAGUGUUGCAUCCCAGGAGAAUGGUACACACUCAAAAAAGACACUUUCUCUAUCCUUGUCUCCAGAAGAAAAUGUUCAAACUCAAGUACAGACCUCAGAGCCAGAGACUGGUGAAUCUUCUAAUCAUUCUAUUCUAAGCCCUUUGUCCAAACCUUUUAGUUUCCCAAAGGACCAAAACAAGGUGAUACAAUCUUUUCCUGAAAAGGUGACAAAAACAACACCUCAGUCAGUUAAACCACUUAUUCAGGUAAAUUCUCAAUCCAUAGUUCAGAUAGACGAUGACCCUGAUCUCAGUCUGAACUCUGCCUCCAAAGAGGAGACUGAUCUUGCUGCUCAAACUGCUGAGUGUGCUCUAGAAUAUUUCAAAUCCCCAGAUACUGCCUCUCAGACAGUAGACUCUUCCUCAAAGUCACUGACACCUCUGUCUACAAAUCUUAUUACUGAUUCAGAGGAAGUAGAAAACACUACCCAAGGCUUGGUGCUUCCUGUUAUUUCAUCACAGGUUCCUGAGCCCUCCAUAUCAUGCCUGCAGCCUCAGGAACCACUUGUGUCUUGUACUCAGACUCUAGAAUCUUCAGUGUUAAUGUCACACCUUCUAGAGCCACCUAUUUUAAUACCACCAGCUCAAGAUCUCUCAGUGUUACCAACAGAUUUUCUAAAACCACCUGAAAUAUUGUCAUGUCUUCUAGAACCUCCCUUUUCCUCAUCGGAGAACCAGCAGUAUUGUGUACAACCCUCAAAUGUUUUGGAAUCUUCCACAUUGUUGUCUGAGGGAUCAGAGUCUUCUGUAGUGUCCUUUCAAACUCUGGAACCACCUGAAAGAUGUCCACAGAUCAUAGAACUUUCUAAAGAAUCACUCCAAGAUAUACAUCCCUCCAUAUCACCAGCUGAAGUCCUACAGUCUCCUAUUCCACUAGAGUUAGAAACUUCAGUAGAGACUUCACAGAGUUCAAAUCCAUCAGACUCUGAGACUAAAGAGGUUCAUCCAUGUCCCAGAGAGGUGCCGUCUGUUACAGUGGUGGCAGAAAGCAUGUAUGGAGAUUUUGAGCAGGCCAUGGACCACUUGCGUUACCGGCUAAUUGCAACACGCAAUCCAGAGGAAAUCCGGGGAGGUGGCUUGCUCAAGUACAGCAACCUGCUGGUUCGGGACUUUAAACCUGCUAGUGAAACAGAAAUUAAGACAUUAGAACGUUACAUGUGCUCCCGCUUCUUUAUUGACUUUCCAGACGUGAAUGAGCAGCAGAGGAAGAUUGAGUCAUAUCUGCGCAAUCACUUCAUUGGUGAAGAGAAGAGCAAGUAUGACUACUUGAUGACACUGCGGCGGGUGGUCAAUGAGAGCACCGUGUGUCUGAUGGGCCACGAGAGGCGGCAGACACUCAACAUGAUUACCAUUCUAGCUCUCAAGGUCCUAGGGGAGCAGAACAUCAUCCCUAACACCAACAAUGUUACCUGUUACUACCAGCCUGCUCCAUAUAUGGCUGACCACAACUUCGGCAACUAUUACAUUGCCAAUGGCCAGUCGCCACUUAUAUAUCACCCAUAUCCCCUACACAUACACAUGCAGACUGGACUGGUUUAGCACUGAAUAGCUGCCAGUGAGCAGAACCUCAACCUCCUGCAACCUAAAAUAGCUACCACAAAUAAAAACAAAUUCUCAGCAUGAGCACUUAGUUGAGCAAAAUCCUAAUUUGAGUGCUUUUAACUUAGAAAAAAAGACAAUUCUGUAUGUAAAUCUGGAAUUCACAGUAGUUUUGGUUGCCAAUAGAGUCACUCUGAAUAUCUAGGGUACCAUAUCUGUCCUGGACUUAUAGACAGCCUGUGUUGAAAUCAGAACAGAUGAAAAUCAGUGGAAAUCGAAUACACUAAAACAUCAGUUAAAGGCCAUUGCACUAGUAGAGUCUACAGCUACCAGUAAUGAAUGUGCCACAUUCAAAGGAAUGUUCUAGAAACAUGAGGCUGGAGAAAAAGGGAGAUAGUGAGGGUGAGCAAGACAGGAAGCUAGAUGGAGAAAAUAAUAAUUAACUAGAGUAUUUUCUUUUCCUUCUUUUCCUAGCCUUGUAAAAUGUAUAAAAAUAAUAUAUGAAAUUAGGAUUGUUAAUCUGGCCAGAUCUAUUGUUCUCUUAUCAGAGGAACAUGAAUAUUUUCUGAUUAGUUGUUUGUAGUCAUCUUAUUCACAAUCAUGAAAGAACAGUGCAAAAUUAAUUACAUUGAAAAACACCUAAAUUAGAUUACAAUGUGCCAAUUUUUAAACAUAUCAUGGCUCUACAGUGCCAAACGUACACAAAAUGCAGUCAUGCUGUAAGAUACAUUUUCAUCUGAUAGUCAACUUUUAUAGACUGAAAUAUCAAGUAAAUUUCUUAAAUUGCUUUACGAAAUCCAGGACCAUAUUCCUGAGCCAGAUUAUUAUACUUGAAUUACAAUGCAAAAAUACAGUAUUUUACAAGGUGUUGGUUUUAACUGCAAACAUUCUUGGUGUCUAUAGAAAUUUUAUAGCAUAUUAUGACGUGAUUAAGAGGGAAUUAUGAGAGAUGUAUUCAAUUUAUUCCCAUCGUACAUUUUUAGGGGCAAGCCUAGGAAGUCAAUGACUCAUGGCUCAGCUCUAUGGCGAUUCUUACCAGCUGCAUGAUUGAUCUCAGAUGUAAACCAGAGUGAAAUUUAUAUGAAGUGAAAUGUCUGUAUCUCUUCCAUUCGGCCUUUUAUCCUUGUUGGCUGUAAAUGUUUUGUUUGUGUGUCCAGAAUGUGAAUUAUGUUUUUUGGAUAGUUGUCAAAGACCAUUGCACGCAUAGGCGUGAGAGAACUGAGAAGUGUUGUCACCGAAAAUCUUACUGCCAAAUUUCACCACAUGAAGACUUGAGUCAUACUGGAGUCUAAUGAACUUGCAAAAGUACACAUUGACUGCAAUGAGGGAGAAAAAAAAAAGCUCUUAAUGAAUUGUGUAGGUAUCAUUUGUGUAUCUGUGAUGCACAAAGUCAACUUUAUGGACUGAGUAAUAUGCAGCUCUGCUUUUAUUCACCAUACAAUGCAUAUUUAGGCUCAAAGGAACUAAGGCAUGGGAGAACACUAUGUUUCUCUAAUGGACAUUAGAGUGUGGAAAUUUCAUCUUAUCAGGAGUGCCCGAGGUGCAAAUAUACAUUUUUUAACGUUAGUAACAAAAACUCGUAUAUUUUUCCAAGAAAAAAAAUUUAACAUCAUAGGACAGUACAAAGAGUUUGUGCAUGUGCACACACAAACACACACACAUACACACACAGAUAUAAAUGAUAGUUAUAUAUAGAUAAGAUGCCAAGAAGAGUCUGUGGUUGAGAUAGAUCUUUCAGAGUAAUAUAAUCUUAUGUCACUGUUUAUAAGUUGUGGAGUUCCCUUUUCUUGUGAGGUCCUAGCUUUGAAUUUGUGAAGUAUUAUACCUUAGCUUCACUGUAUGAUAUCUUCGAGUCCCUUAUGGUGUCUUGCCCUAAUGUUUUUGUCUACUUUUUAAAUCUGGCUUUACCGCCAAAACCUUUAGUAACACUGUGCUUAGACAUAGGUUUAGACUGGUUUGAAUUGUUUACCUAAGCAAGGCUUGCAACCAUACACCAACCAUGGAACCAUAAAAAAAAAAACAGUUGACCAAAGAUGGAGUUUGUAGGAAAACUUAAGUGCCUAAAUGAAGGUCAUUAGUAUCUGAACUACCACUAUUACAAAAAGGAGAGACAGAAAAGAAAAAAAAAACACAGAAAAGGGGACAAACAAGCAAAGAGAGGGAAAGGGAGAGACAGAGACAAAGAAAGAGGAGGAACCUCCUGCAGAAAACAAAUGCAGUUGCAGCUUGUCCUCAUUAUUUCAAGUGUAUGUUUUCUCCUUGCCUUCCUCUAGUGCUGAUUGUGUUGAUGUCAGUUCUGUAGUUCUUUAAUAUGGCUGCUUUAUGUACCUUUAAUUUAAA
Messenger RNA from Electrophorus electricus (electric eel), 5714 nucleotides. RefSeq names its product terminal nucleotidyltransferase 5D (gene tent5d). NCBI's taxonomy places the organism in Eukaryota, Metazoa, Chordata, Actinopteri, Gymnotiformes, Gymnotidae. Gene Ontology annotation, biological process: mRNA stabilization. The record is from RefSeq and is a predicted model, not a curated record. Gene Ontology annotation, molecular function: RNA binding; poly(A) RNA polymerase activity.